AUGGCAAAGGAAUGCAGUUGGACGAAUACAGAGGAUGAGAUCCUCAGGGCUGCUCUUUCGAAAUAUGGAACCAACCAAUGGACUCGUAGCUCUUCAUUACUCGUUCAUAAAUCCGCUACGCAGUGUAAAGCGCGUUGGUAUGAGUGGCUUCAUCCCUCCAUUACAAAGAUUAAAUGGACCAGAGAAGAAGAAGAGAAGCUGCUUCAUCUUGCUAAGUUCAUGCCCUCUCAAUGGAGAACAAUCGCUCCUAUUGUGGGACGCACUCCAUCACAGUGCCUAGAACAUUACAAGAAACUUCUAAAUUCGAUCUACGGGAGCGGCAACAACGUUGUUGAUGAACCAAGUACAGACCGCAACUGCAACACUGGUGGUGGAGCACCAUCACAGCCACGUCAGAGAAGUAGAGCUAGAAGAUUCAGGCCCAUGUUUCUUAUCUUUCUUGUAAACCUCGUAUUAUGUUUUCUUCAAAAACUUGUUCUUAUUGCAGAGAGGAUUAAGGCUCUGCACGAACUCAUCCCAAAUACCAACAAGGUAAACGAAUUAGGCAGUUACCCCAACCUCGAUCUAAGAAUUUCAGCAACAAAGUCAAGAAGCAAGCACUAG
Lactuca virosa is the source of this 603-nucleotide messenger RNA. Lineage: Eukaryota; Viridiplantae; Streptophyta; Magnoliopsida; Asterales; Asteraceae. The record is from the annotation of a GenBank genome assembly.